Messenger RNA from Drosophila yakuba, 765 nucleotides. RefSeq lists its product as uncharacterized. Lineage: Eukaryota; Metazoa; Arthropoda; Insecta; Diptera; Drosophilidae. Bases 55 to 693 code for a protein of 212 amino acids. The transcript has 2 exons. The record is from RefSeq and is a predicted model, not a curated record.
UAUAAACUGAUCGUAGAUAGUGGCCCAGAAAAUAAUCGUUAAUUGAACACUAAAAUGAAAGCCAUCACCGUUUGCCUUCUGGUUCUGGUUUCGGCCACCUGUCUGCUGACUACUCGGGCCAAUGCCAUAGAUUUACUGGACGAAAACCUGGACUAUGAACUGGACUUUGAAUCGGAAUUGGAGCAGCUGCUGGAUGCACUGGACAAUGACACCGACUACAUGGAUGUGGAGGCACAGGGCUUUAUUACAACCUGCCGCAAAAUCCUUCGCAAGGCUUUGAAAACGGUGCGCGGAACCAACUGCAUCAUCAAGGAAGUGACUAACAUCCUGAGUGCCUGCACCAGCUAUGUGGAUGCCAUCGAUGACUGUGGCACUGCCAUUCCCAAGGAUGUGGCCAAGAUCGUGGACUCCGUUAAGCAGAUCAUCAAAAUCAGCGACGAUAUUCUGCACCUGCAUUCGAAACUUUGUGCCACGGAUGAAACCGGUGGCUCGUUCAUCAAAAACUCGUCGAAAUGCUUCUGGAAAUUGUUCAAGGCAUCGAUGAAGCUGACUCGUAAGAUUAAUAAGACCCUGAAACUGAUUGCCAAGUUGCCAGCUGAUACCAGUUCCUGCUUCGUAAAUGCCACCAAUAAGGUCACGGCUUCCUUUAACUCUUUUCUGCCCAACAUCGAUGUUUGCAUUGAGUCUAUGUAAAUUUUUUAUAAUUGCUAACUAAAAGAAGUGUUAUAAUAAACAAAAAAUCUGAAAGUUCGUGAUUUAAUUCUA